Lolium perenne is the source of this 1080-nucleotide messenger RNA. The record is from RefSeq and is a predicted model, not a curated record. NCBI's taxonomy places the organism in Eukaryota, Viridiplantae, Streptophyta, Magnoliopsida, Poales, Poaceae.
AUGGUGGGCAUUGCCGAGGAGCUCCCUCGACAGUUUGCACCGGCUGUGGGAAAACUGUUGGUACAAGGCACUUCAUCGGCUAUUCCGAUCGUGCUGGCUACACCUUCACCGGCAUCACCACUGUCAUCGGCUCCGUCGUCUUCGAACUUGGGGAAUUCGAUCCGCUUCGCGUCCUUCGAGUUCACUCCUCACACCGACGCGUCACGUUCGACCUUCUCGGGCCUGUGCGACGGGAUGAACAUGACGUUCGGGAGCGUCCACUUCCGCAUCAACUCUGGUGGCGUUCUUCGGCUCCCGGAUCCGAUCAUCUCGAGUACUGCCGCGACUUCAUCGACUGCUACGUCCAUCGCUUCAUCACCAACCACAGCCGAUCUAUCGGCUGCACCAUCGUCGACUCCAACAACUUCAUCGUCAUCAUCGUCGCGCCGCACCAUGUCCACUAUGUCUGUCGGGUCUGAUGACUCCGAUUCAUCGGAUCUGACAUCGUACUACUGCCUCGACUGUGACACCAGGCACGAACUUGGUUCAGAGGCCUCUCCCUUCGUCUGCGGCAUCAAGUACUCCUCCGAUGAGGAAAGCACUGACGAAUACAACGACCCCACCCCUAUGACCACGAUGCAAGCGGCUCAUCAUCAAAUCCGUGUCAUCAUUAACGCCCAAACGGGAGCUAAGAUCUCUUCGGGUGAGCGCACCCCGCGCGGCAAUGGUGAACGACGGCUAGAUGGCGAAGCCAGCAGCAGCAACGCCAACACCACUUUUUCUGUCUCCAGGGAAGAGUGGGAGGCAGCUCGCAACGCCGUGGUUACCAACACCAGCCUCCCCGUCGGAGUAUCUCUCACCGCGGAGCACUGGAAAGUCUCGGAAUCAUCGGUGACAAGCUCAUACCGAGGAAGGAAAAAUCUUCGGGUCACGGCAGCGGUUCUCGGCAUCGCUCUUCCUCAAAGGACGCUCGCGACGAUAUCACGCAAAGUAAAAUCGACAAAGCUCGUCGCCGACGCGCUGCACGGGCCGGCUAUGAUAGCGGCGAUUUUGAAAAAACCCAAGAACACGACGGUGAACUCCGCGGUGACGAUUGCCUGA